Messenger RNA from Hyla sarda, 2376 nucleotides. RefSeq lists its product as uncharacterized. NCBI's taxonomy places the organism in Eukaryota, Metazoa, Chordata, Amphibia, Anura, Hylidae. The record is from RefSeq and is a predicted model, not a curated record. The coding region runs from base 37 to 2244 and encodes 735 amino acids. The transcript is spliced from 11 exons.
UGCCAUGUGGGACCUCCAAAUCCUCUUGAGGUUGCAAUGUGUCCUCAUCGUCUUCCAUGGGAAAUGGCUGUACUUGAGAGGCUGCUACUUGCAAUAUGGAGGUGGCAGCCGACAGAGAGAAUAUCUCACAUUAUAAGCUCAGACUUUAAGAUGGAAUCCAAAGUGCACAACAGAACCCCAAUGACCUGCCCCAUCUGCUUCAAGAUAGACAACGUCUUGGGGACCCAUCUGCGUCGGAAGUGCCUGAAGCAUGGCAGCGAUGAAGAGAUCAAAGAAACCCUGGCGGGGGCGAAAAGGAGCUUGUCCAAUGUAGCAUCAAAGGGACUUGCUAUAAAUUACAGUGAGGUUGCGGCACUGUUGUGUAACGGAAAAUGCAUACAGAACAUGAUUGGAUUCCUGAAGAACCGUGGCUUUUUUAUUUAUAAUGGUCCUGCUAUGCAAAGUCAACUUGAAAGAUGCGGAAUUAAGGAAGAUCGGAUCCUACAGAAAAAUAUCGAUUGUUUGAGGAAAGAAAUUGGGACACAGACAGAACUAGAGAUGGCUAUUUGUCAGCCUAAGAGUUUUGAAGACCCUGAACGUCAACCAAUACAGGCAAUUAUCAAUGACUUGGACACAGAAGAAGAUAGAGAACUACAAGAGAAUAACCAAGGAGACAAAGAAGAUCUAGGCAAAGGAGAACAAGAAGAGCCAGAAGAACAAGAAGUGCAUGAAGAAGAAGAGCAAGAAGAAAAAGAAAACGGAGCAACAGCAACAGUUCAGCGAAACAUUGCAUGGAAAAACCCACUGAGGAGGAAGAUGACCGAAGCGGGGAUGUAUAAAAGGCAUUCCCUUGAAAAGAAACCAAUUUCAGAUUUUGCUUCAUACCUCUCAAAGACCUUAGGGGUUGUGAGGUACAAACAAGAGGUGGAGAAUGUUGCACGUUUCCUAUAUUAUAUGGAUAAUGAGAAGCCAUCUCUGAAGUUCAUAUAUAAUAUUCAGAAGACAAAUAAAUAUUUUGCCAAGCUACUGGAUAUAGGAAAUACUAAUCAAACCGUCUUCAAUUACAUGAAGAAUUUGAAGAGGUUUAUAUCUUAUCUGAUGGAUGCAACAGACCUAUCGAUAACAGACAAGGAGGCUUAUAACGUUGCUAGUGUCUAUUUGGGUCAGCUUAGGGUCUUCCAGAAAAGACUAAGCAAAGGAAUAUCCAAAGAAAACAUUGCAAAGAAAGAAAAAUGUUUUGUAGAGGAUGUGCAGAAACCAACAGACCUGGGAUCCAUCCUUAGUAUUGCAGAACCUGCUUUCAAGUCUGCUUUAAAUAAGGCAGAAAAUGAGGAUGGACUGACUGAAAAUGAAAAAUUAACUAUUCUGAACUAUUUGGAGUGUCUAAUUGUUUUGAGGAAGCUGCAGCGACCUGGAGUGGUGCAGAAUUUGACAGUAGAUGAAUGGAAAAAAAGAAAUCCUCAUCAUGGAACUCAUGUAGGCAUUCCGGUGCAUGAACAUAAAACGGCUGCCAAUCAAUUAGCUGUGCUGGUAUUGACUAUAGAAGAGGAAAAGUGGUUUGAUAUAUAUUUUAACAAGGUCAGACCUACAUUUCUAAAGGGGAAGGAUGAAAUAAAGAACUUUUUUAUCUCCUCUACUGGUCAAAAGAUUCACUGUGUGUCACAAGAUAUCUCAAGAUUUCAUUGCAAAUUUGGAUUACAAACAGUGACCAGUCAAAUGGCCAGAAGGAAUGCAGAAACCUUUGUGUCCUCAAAAUGCAAAGAGAGCAAUGAGAGAAAUAUAUUUUCCAAAUAUCUUUCACAUUCUAAUUACACGGCUGAACGUGUCUAUCGGGAGAAGAUUAUGGAGGACAUGGUGAAAGCAUCAGAGAUGACAACGCUGUACGAGAGCAAAGAUAUUCCUACCACCUCCAAAUCUGAAGUAGUGGAAAAACCUGCAACCUUGCUGGUGGAAAAACCUGCUACCUUGCCAGUUAUAACAUCAAAAGAGGACGAGUUUGAAAAAUUCAUUGAAAAGUAUCCUGUGGAUGUGGAGAAGGACCCACCCCCUCUAAAAAUAUGCCUUGCUGAGUCUGCUGUCCAUGGGCAACAAUUAUAUGAUAGGUGGAGGAAAUUGCAGAACAGGAUGCGAGUGCAGCAUAUAACCGGAUUGCUUCAAGAUCAACGGCCAAGUGAAGAGGAGGUGAGAAAAUGCAUUGGACUGCAGCGAUGGAAGAAGAACUUACCAAGGAUCAAAGACGUUUUAGAGAAAUUGAAGAAAACGUGAUUUCAGUGGAAACUGUGUCAUUUGUUUUUAUUUAAUGUGGUUUAGCAUGAUGAGGUUUGCUGAAUAAAUAUAAUUUCAUUAUUUUUGGGGAUUGUGAUAAUGGGGUUUUUGUUUAAUAAAUGCACUUUAAUU